Messenger RNA from Penicillium salamii, 1707 nucleotides. The record is from the annotation of a GenBank genome assembly. Lineage: Eukaryota; Fungi; Ascomycota; Eurotiomycetes; Eurotiales; Aspergillaceae.
AUGAAAUUUCAAAUUUGUUGGCUGUUUGCCGUCGCGGCCACAGCGCAGGCAGCUACACCAUGGUCAGUCCAGUGGUCUGAUCAAACAUAUGGCCCAGAUGGCCCGUGGCAUGCUGUGUCAGUUCAGCUGGGUUCAAACAAGCAGCCAGUCGAUUUAUACCCCGGAUCUCGCUGGGUAAGCCAGAUCCUCACCACCAGCGUCUGCUCAAAUGCCUCAACUGUUUGUUAUGCGAAGCGAGGGGGCCUUUACAACAUCAGUGACUCAGACACUGGUUUCCCAUUAUCUACGCCAACCAACACGAGUGAAUUGCCUUGGCAGUCCGACCUGGCAAGCACAGGCGUGAAUGUAUGGGGUGGUCCCGGACACAUCAAACAAGGCGCUCUCGCCGACACGCUCCGACUACCGGGUGGGCCAGCGGUGCCCAAUGUCUCGAUGAUGGCUAUUUACGAUGCUUAUCAAACGUACAAUGGGAAAAACUAUCCGGUCACAUUAGGAACGCUGGCAUUAGGAGGCACAAAGCGGACCCACGUCGUUGCUAACACCGCCUUGAACAUGCUUGCCGCGUGGGAAUAUUGGAAUGACACUUCAUCUCGUCAAAUUCCAUCAUACUCAUGGGGCAUGCAUAUUGGGGCUGUGGAACCUGAGAUCCCAGGAUCAUUGGUGCUUGGCGGAUAUGAUCAGAGCCGAGUGUUGAACCAAGUGAGCUCUCAGCAGGUCGAUCCCAAGAAAAACCUUGGAAAUCUCAAAAUUUAUCUUGAAGAUAUUGGAAUUGGAGUUGCCACUGGUGACUCGCCCUUUGGUUUCCAGAGCAAAUCCGGGCUAUUCAAAUGGGGAGACAGUACUGCCAGUGCCAGCACCCGAGGAAGGAGUGUGGAAAUCAUUCCUUUACUUCCAUACAUUUAUCUUCCAAAGACUACAUGUGAUGCGAUGGCAGCGAAUCUCCCGGUCACUUUUGACGAAGAUCUCAACCUAUAUCUCUGGAACACAGAGGAUAAAGACUAUCAAAACAUUACAUCUUCUCCGGCAUAUAUAUCCUUCACUUUUGAGAUGAACUCAUCCAAUAGCCAAAAUUUGACUGUCAAAGUUCCUUUCCCGCUUCUAAAGCUCACCCUUCAAGAGCCACUUGUGGACAGAAAUAUGUCAUAUUUUCCAUGCUAUCCAUCGGACUCCUACAUACUCGGGAGGGCUUUCCUACAGGCAGCUUUCGUUGGCGUAAACUGGCAAGAUGGAACUGGGGCUGGAAAAUGGUUUUUGGCCCAAGCACCGGGACCAGCAAUUGGAACAGGCAAUCAGCUGAGCAUCGCGGUCGAUGCUGACUCAAUUGAACCUUCCAAAAAUUCGUGGGAGGCCAGCUGGGAUGGGUACUGGGUGCCUUUGGGUGACUUGACAACGGGAAACUCGACAACGGGAAACUCCAAAUCCGAUUCUACUAUUUCCACUGGUGCAAAGGCUGGCAUUGGAAUUGGUUGUGCUGUUGGUGGUCUGGGAUUGAUUGGGGCCCUUGCUUGGCUAUUCAUUCACCGAAAGCGAGCAGCGAAAGCCAAAGCAGCUGGUGUUAAUCAGCACAAAGUCCCGCCAACAUUUGCGGAUGGGACACAGACAACUCAGACGACUGAAUUGUGUGGCCUUCAGCUAAAUGAACUACAGGCAGACAAAGGCGCCCAAGAGGCACCAGGGUCUACUACCUUGCGACAUGAACUUUCUUGA